CAUUAAAUGUCAAAGAUGAAUUCUGAAGAUGUCCUCCCACCUAUAAGAGACAUCUGUGUAUGUAAAUUGAUAAAAAGAAUGCAGUUGGCUUUUCUUGGGUUAUUUUGGACGGAAAGAAAAACCAUAAAAGCAAGGGACUGGUUCAAUAAAACUGUAAAAAUAGAUCCUGAUCUAGGAGAUGCUUGGGCAUAUUAUUACAAAUUUGAAUUGAUUCAUGGAACUGAGGAACAACAAGAAGACGUUAAGAAACGUUGUGUUCAUGCAGAACCACGCCAUGGCGAAAACUGGUGUAAAGUUUCAAAGAACAUAAAUAACUGGAGGAAAAAAACAGAGCAAAUAUUGAUUAUGACAGCUGCAUCAUUAAACAUACCUACAUAAUAUAAAUACUUACAGCAUGUAAAUAGCGUUUUUUUUAAUUAGAAUAUUGUGUAUUUACUUACAAAAAAACACCACUGUGUUAAAUGUUAUGUUAAUUUUAAUUCUAAUUUUAUAUUCUGAAGUAGAACUAUCAUUUUAUCAAAAAUUUGGGUACUUUCUGAUUAUCUGCACCUCCACCGAAAAGUUGCAAACUUUGUGAAGACCUUGGAAAGCAUUUGCUAACUCAUUGGCUACUGAAUUUUUGUCAAGCUCAUGCACCACACGGUGCAGCCAGUUUCAAAAUGGCAGCCUACUAGGAUUUCCAUAGAAGAGCAACAUUCAAUGAAUUUUUUAAAAAAUUCAUAAGAAAACAUUUACUUUUUCUGAGAAACCCUUCUGUACCAUCUGCAUUUUUAUUUAUUUAUUUAUUUAUUUCGAAAAAAUAGGACUACACAUCCUUUCUAGCUGAAACAGAUGUGCUUUGCAUGCAUGUACAUCGGUAGCCACAUAAAUAUAUUUUUGUGACAUCAUGGUUGCCACAUAACUAUAUUGGAAACAUACUGCUAUACUUCAAAAAUACUUUUUUUUCCCCCAGCUUUUCAAGAGAGAGAGGAAAUGUAUAAUCAGAAAGUACAAAAAUUCUCUCAGCUAAUAAAUGAAAAGUUUUUUUACUACUUUUAAAUUUAUCAUUGAAAACAGAAGAAUUUUUGCCAACCAAAUGUAAAAUGAGAAUUGUAUUUUAUUUCAUCAGGAUAUCAUUUCUUCAAUCUCAUUUAAUGUAUACCCAUUAUUAAAAAUUUCAUCAACAGCUCGAAGGAUUUUAGCAUUCAAGCUUUUGAAUUUUCCUUGUUUUGGUUGUUGUACAAUAUGUCAUUUUAUUUUUCGUAAUAAAACAUUCAUAUAUAUAUAUAUA
Messenger RNA from Stegodyphus dumicola, 1270 nucleotides. It is a transcript of the gene Prp6, whose product is annotated as pre-mRNA processing factor 6. Gene Ontology annotation, cellular component: catalytic step 2 spliceosome; U4/U6 x U5 tri-snRNP complex. The record is from RefSeq and is a predicted model, not a curated record. Gene Ontology annotation, biological process: spliceosomal tri-snRNP complex assembly; mRNA splicing, via spliceosome. Gene Ontology annotation, molecular function: protein binding. Lineage: Eukaryota; Metazoa; Arthropoda; Arachnida; Araneae; Eresidae.